This is a messenger RNA of Morchella sextelata, 2595 nucleotides long. RefSeq lists its product as uncharacterized. Gene Ontology annotation, biological process: glucan catabolic process. The record is from RefSeq and is a predicted model, not a curated record. The transcript has 7 exons. The coding region runs from base 1 to 2595 and encodes 864 amino acids. Gene Ontology annotation, molecular function: beta-glucosidase activity. NCBI's taxonomy places the organism in Eukaryota, Fungi, Ascomycota, Pezizomycetes, Pezizales, Morchellaceae.
AUGAAGUUCACUACCGCAUCCGCUUUGAGUAUACUCUCCUUUACAGCCUCUGUCAGCGCCCAGAACUAUGCCAGCCCCCCAUACUACCCCACCCCCAAGGGCGGGUGGGUAUCUGACUGGACCGCUUCCUACGAGAAAGCCCGUGUCCUCGUAAACAAACUAACCCUCGCGGGGAAGGUCAACAUCACCACUAGUGUCGGAUGGCAAAUGGGCCGCUGUGUCGGUAACACCGGCCCCGUCUACGGCCUCUUUCCAUCCCUCUGCGCGCAAGACGGUCCUUUAGGUGUACGUUACGCCGACCUCAUCACCGCCUUCCCUGCCGGGAUCACUACCGGCGCAACCUGGGACGCCGAUCUAAUGUACGCCCGCGCCAACGCCAUGGGCGAAGAGUUCCGCGGAAAGGGCGUGCAUGUUCUGCUCGGGCCCUCCGUCGGCCCUCUUGGGCGCUCCCCGGCAGGUGGCCGGAACUGGGAAGGCUUUGGCUCGGAUCCCUAUCUGCAGGGUGUCGCAGCGUAUCAAUCCGUCAAGGGUAUUCAGGAUGCGGGGGUGCAGGCGACGAUUAAGCAUUUUAUUGCCAAUGAGCAGGAGCAUUUUAGAGGAGAUGGGCAGGUGACAAAUACGAUCUCUAGCAAUGUUGAUGACAGAACAAUGCAUGAGGCCUACUUAUGGGCGUUCUCUGAGGGUGUGAGGGCUGGUGUGGCGUCUGUCAUGUGCUCCUACAACAUGAUAAACGGAUCCUACGGUUGCCAGAACAGCAAACUUCUCAAUGGAAUCCUGAAGGACGAGCUCGGUUUCCAAGGUUACGUCAUGGCUGAUUGGCUCGCACAACGCAGUGGUGUCGGCGCCGCUCUUGCCGGAAUGGACCAAACCCAGCCUGGUGAUGGAUCCGGAUGGGCCGACGGUGUCUCCAUGUGGGGACCUGAGCUGUCCCGGUCCGUCCUCAACGGAUCCGUCCCAAUCGACCGCCUCAACGAUGCUGUAACGCGUAUAGUUGCAGCAUGGUAUCAGCUUGGACAGGACACCAACUACCCAGAUUUGUCCUUCAGCUCAUGGAGUAGCUCGGAUUAUGACGUGCAGUAUAAGGGUUCCAACUCGGGAGCAAGUGUGUUGGUGAAUAGCCAUAUCAAUGUGCAGGCAGACCAUGCGGAUAUUGCGAGAGCGGUAGCCAGGGAUGCGAUUACAUUGUUGAAGAAUGAAGGCUCGGUACUCCCGCUGAAGAGCAGCGAUGUUAUCAGGGUUUUUGGCAGUGAUGCCGGACCUAACCCGAGUGGUCCUAAUGGAUGCACUGAUCGCGGUUGCAACCAAGGAGUUCUAGGCAUGGGCUGGGGUUCCGGUACUGCAGACUACCCAUACCUCAGCACCCCCAUUGAUGCCAUUACAGCCCGCGCCUCAAACACGCAAUCAAUCCUUACAGAUGCCGUUACUAGUGCCAUCACCACCAUGGCCAGCACCGCCAACGCCAAGUGUCUCGUCUUCAUCAGUUCCGACUCUGGCGAGGGCUACAUCACCGUUGAAAACAACGCCGGUGACCGUAACGACCUCUUUGCCUGGCACAACGGCGACGCACUCGUCGUCGCUGUUGCUAAUGUAUGCCCCAACACAAUUGUAGUAAUCCACUCUGUAGGACCCAUCAUCAUGGAGAAGUGGGCAGACCUUGCAAACGUCAAGGCCAUCGUUCUCGCACAUCUUCCAGGCCAGGAGGCUGGUAAUGCGCUUGCAGACGUGCUCUUCGGUGACGUCUCUCCGUCUGGAAAGCUCCCGUACACCGUUGGGAAGCAGGCAUCCGACUGGGGCCCAUCGGUUGCCAUUGUGACCAGUGGUAGCGGUGCUAUCCCCUCAACUUUCACCGAGGGGCUGUACAUCGACUACAAGUAUUUCGACAAGAAUAAUAUUACCCCCCGCUAUGCGUUCGGUUUCGGUCUUUCCUACUCUACCUUCGCUUUCAGCGACCUCAAGAUUUCUACAGUAGGCACACCGACUGAGCUCCCGCCCGCCAGGGCCGCAAAGCUCGCGGUCCCAACCUACGCCACCACUAUCCCCGCUGCCACUGAGGUUUCAUGGCCUGCUGCAAUUACCUCGAGGAUUAGCAAGUACGUGUACCCCUACCUCGACUCGCCAACCACCAUCACAACCGGAACCUACCCAUACCCCACCGGCUACACCACCACCCCGCAGCCCGCUCCCGCAGCAGGAGGUGCCCAGGGCGGUAACCCCGCGCUCUGGGAUGUGAUGUACACCGCGACCGUCACAAUCACCAACACAGGCUCCGUCAAAGCCAAGGAGGUCGCACAGCUGUAUGUGGAGUUCCCGGCCAACACCGGCUUCGACACGCCCGUGAGACAGCUCCGUGGCUUCAGCAAGGUCGAGAUCGCGCCGGGAGCAUCAGCGACUGUCACUUUCGACAUCACCAGGAAGGAUAUCAGCGUGUGGGAUGUAGUGAGGCAGAACUGGGUCAUCCCAGCUACGGGCACUGGGGGCUACACGUUCCAUGUCGGAAACAGCUCUAGGAAUCUGCCGUUGAACUACGACUUCGGUGGUGGGCUCGAGUACUACGAGUGCGGUGCUGCCGACUUCGAGGACUACGACGACGAGUAG